Molecule: messenger RNA, 1048 nt
Organism: Acipenser ruthenus (sterlet)
Lineage: Eukaryota; Metazoa; Chordata; Actinopteri; Acipenseriformes; Acipenseridae
Product: ferritin heavy chain-like
Exons: 4
Coding region: 439-969 (176 amino acids)
Biological process (GO): intracellular iron ion homeostasis; iron ion transport
Cellular component (GO): cytoplasm
Molecular function (GO): ferric iron binding; ferrous iron binding
Source: RefSeq, a predicted model, not a curated record
GUAACCCCUGACCUUUCAACUCUGUGCCUGCAGAGCAUCGGCGAAGGUGAACCGACCUAACCACGUGACAGAGACCCAGAAAAUACAAUAUAGAAAGAACAAAGAAAGGAACAUUUUGGAAGUGUAUAUGAAAAGUUACAACAAAAAAUAAACUUAAAAAACGAAUCGAGCGUGCAAAAGAAAGAGCGCGUCGCACUGUCGUGACAAUAGAAGUUUAUCUUUGUGUGAAAGGAGAGGGGAGGGGGAGCGCGACUCGUUACAAAAACAAACUGAGCGUGCUGGAGGAAGAUAGCGCGUCUUGUUUUGUCCUGAUAUAAGAGUAUAUUUGCGGGAGAGACAAAGAGAAAGAGAAUCAGUCAGUCAGCCAGCCAGGCUCUUCAGAAACAGUUUAUAACUCGGUGCUUCAGCCAGCUGGUCCGGUUCCGUGUUUGUUUGAAGAUGGACAAAUCCCGGGUCAAGCAGAAUUUUCACCAGGACAGCGAAGCCGGGCUAAACCUGCUUAUCAACACGAAACUCCGGGCUUCUUACACAUUCCUUUCGAUGUCGUUCUUCUUCGACCGGGAUGACGUCGCGUUGUCGAACUUCGCCAGGUUUUUCCUGGAGCGUUCCCACGCCGAGCAGGAGCAGGCAGAGAGGCUGCUGGGAUACCAGCUACAGCGAGGGGGGCGGGUCUUACUGCAAACCAUCCAGAGCCCCUCUAAGGGGGAGUGGGAGGGGGGUCUGGAUGCCAUGGUCUUCGCUGUUAAUUAUCAGAAGGAACUGAACCAGGCGGUGCUGGAGCUGCACAAGAUCUCCGGACAAAACAACGACCCCCACCUCUGUGAUUUUCUCGAGGGUCACUUCCUGUCUCGCAGCGUGGAGGAAAUCAAGAGGCUGGGAGAUCAUGUGACCAGCCUGCGCAAGCUCACUUCCUGCGAGCAGCAGGGCACGAUGGGAGAGUACCUGUUUGACAAGCAUACUCUUAGCUAGACACUUCCAAACAAGAAGGCUGUUUCACAAAAGCUUGUAAACUUAGUCGCAUUCAAUAAAGAUACAUUUAAAAAGAGAA